Messenger RNA from Ceratotherium simum simum (southern white rhinoceros), 1009 nucleotides. It is a transcript of the gene GUK1, whose product is annotated as guanylate kinase 1. Lineage: Eukaryota; Metazoa; Chordata; Mammalia; Perissodactyla; Rhinocerotidae. Gene Ontology annotation, cellular component: cytosol. The record is from RefSeq and is a predicted model, not a curated record. Gene Ontology annotation, molecular function: GMP kinase activity. Gene Ontology annotation, biological process: purine nucleotide metabolic process.
UCGCCUGUGUCGGUCCUCGAAACGUAGGAAGUCCUCGUGGCACGGGGAGCUCCAGACAGCCCGUAAACCGCGCAGCCUGAGGGCUCCAUGCCGCAUGCCCUUGUGCAUUCUGCAGGGUGCGGAGGAGCAGAGAGCGGAGCAGCCUGGCGCCCCUCCCCAAGGGAUGUCGGGACCGAGGCCCGUGGUCCUGAGCGGACCGUCGGGGGCCGGGAAGAGCACCCUGCUGAAGAGGCUCCUGCAGGAGCACGGCAGCAUCUUUGGCUUCAGCGUGUCCCACACCACGAGGGACCCGCGGCCGGGAGAGGAGAACGGCAAAGAUUACCACUUCGUGACCAGGGAGGUGAUGCAGCGGGACAUUGCUGCGGGCGACUUCAUCGAGCAUGCUGAGUUCUCAGGAAACCUGUAUGGGACCAGCAAAGCAGCCGUGCGGGCCGUGCAGGCCACGAACCGCAUCUGUGUGCUGGACGUGGACCUGCAGGGUGUGCGCAACAUCAAGAAGACAGACCUGUGGCCCAUCUACAUCUCUGUGCAGCCGCCGUCGCUGGAAGUCCUGGAGCAGCGGCUGCGGCAGAGGGACACUGAGACAGAGGAGAGCCUGGCCAAACGGCUGGCUGCCGCCCGCGCCGACAUGGAGAGCAGCAAGGAGCCCGGCCUCUUUGACUUGGUCAUCGUCAACAACAGCCUGGACGAGGCCUACCGGGCCCUGAGGGAGGCACUCUCUGAGGAAAUCAAGAAGGCCCAAGGGACUGGCCGCUCCUGAAGAGGCGAAAUUCCCGGCUGUGUGCUCCCGGGCGGGCCUGGGAUCUGGCGCCCACCCCCUGGCAGGCCAGGGUUCCCAGGUGGUGCUCUGCUUGCAUCAGCUGGCGCCUGGGGCGGGGGUGCUGCCCAUCAAAUUCGCUCCCUUGCUGCGGUUGGAGGACCCUAGCUUCCCCUGUCCUGCCCCCGGCCCAGUCCCCCUCCUGUGGGGCCUGGGCUGAUGUCCUAAUAAAGAGCUGCUGGUUGGAGUGUC